CUUUUCACGAACUUAAAUUUAAAUAAACUGUAAAUUGACACCCUCAAGAUAGGAAAAUAAUACAACAGCGUACGCAUAUGAUAAGCUCAUAUAUGUUCAUAGAAAAUAUAGACUCUCAAAAAAUACAAAGCAAAAUAUAGAACUAUUUUGAUGCAAGAAAAAAGAGCAUUAGAGAGAACUCUAUUUUGUUUCUAUAGAAUAAUCUUUCAGUAUAUAGAUUAUUCUGAGGAAUUUCUAGCAAAAAAAAGAAAGAAUGAUGUAUUCAAAAGAAUUUUACAUCGAUACCCGAGAGAGAGAAAGAGAUCUCAUUUUAUUCUUAUAUGUUUUCUCUUCUAGUUAAUACUCCUGCUAAUGCUACAUGGAAGCAGAACGGGGUGACUAUUGCUGGAGGUAACGGGGAAGGGGAUGCCACUAAUCAACUCUACCGCCCUUAUGGUCUCUUCGUUGAUGAUGAUCAAACAGUGGUUAUUGCUGACGCGGAGAAUCAUCGUAUCGUGCAAUGGAAGAAUGGUGAUACAACGAAUGGACAAGUUGUUGCUGGUGGUAAAGGCGCAGGAAAUGGAUUACAUCAAUUGAAUCAGCCAACUGAUGUAUUAAUUGACAAAGAGACGGAUAGUCUCAUCAUUUGUGAUUUUUUGAAUCAACGAGUUGUACGAUGGUCUCGUCGUAGUGGUACAACACAAGGUGAAAUACUCAUCGACAACAUCAAAUGUAAUGGAGUAGCUAUGGAUGAACAGAGAUAUCUCUACGUCUCUGACGUCGGAAAACAUGAAGUAAGGCGAUAUCAAUUGGGUGAGAAGAAUGGCACUCUCGUAGCUGGUGGUAACGACAAAGGGGAUGGACUCAAUCAACUCAACUUUCCGACAUAUCUCUUUGUCGAUCGACAACAGAAUGUCUACGUGUCAGACAACGAGAAUCAUCGUGUAAUGAAAUGGGUUGAAGGUUCAAAAGAAGGUAUUGUGGUUGCUGGGGGACAAGGUCAAGGAAGUGCUCUGACACAAUUAUAUUAUCCUCGUGGAAUCUUCGUUGAUACGUUGGGCACACUCUAUGUAGCAGACACGUUGAAUCAUCGUGUAAUGCAUUGGACUCAAGGAGACAAGAAACAGGGCACUGUAAUUGUGGGUGGAAAUGGCGAAGGAAAAGGACCAAAUCAAUUCAACGGCCCCGUUGGUUUGUCUUUCGAUCGACAAGGUAAUCUCUAUGUCGUCGAUUUCAAUAAUAAUCGUGUUCAACGAUUUUCUAUCGAAUAA
Messenger RNA from Rotaria socialis, 1250 nucleotides. The record is from the annotation of a GenBank genome assembly. NCBI's taxonomy places the organism in Eukaryota, Metazoa, Rotifera, Eurotatoria, Philodinida, Philodinidae.